This is a messenger RNA of Contarinia nasturtii (swede midge), 4390 nucleotides long. RefSeq names its product nuclear pore complex protein Nup160 homolog (gene Nup160). Bases 132 to 4262 code for a protein of 1376 amino acids. Gene Ontology annotation, cellular component: nuclear pore. Gene Ontology annotation, molecular function: structural constituent of nuclear pore. Lineage: Eukaryota; Metazoa; Arthropoda; Insecta; Diptera; Cecidomyiidae. The transcript is spliced from 12 exons. The record is from RefSeq and is a predicted model, not a curated record.
UUCAGCUUGAUUUGAUUGUCGCACCAAACGUACACAAAAACUUCAAGAGAGUCAAAUUUCAUUUGUUAGAUCCGUGGAGAAGGCAUAUUUUUAAUCCUUUGAAAAUUUAUUGUUUUAAAUAAGUGGUAAUCAUGAACGACUUUGAGCUAAGCUAUCGUGAAGUGAUUCCAGACCAAACAAAUGCACAAAUUCGAAAGGACAUCACAAUAAACACCGGCGCCGCACAGAGCACACUUCAAGACAUAAAGGUCAUUGAAAAGGCGGGUGGAUAUUGUUACAGCGAUUUGUCGCACGAAUCAAAGAGAAACAGAUUUAUUUACUGGCGAACAAAUGGCGACGUUUUGGAAUUAUCCGAAAUCAGUUUGGAUUUGAAUUUGACGGACAAUGCCGUUCGAUACAAAUUCACAGACGCUCCGAUUUUGGCAGUUUCAAUUGCCGAAAGCAAUGAUCACAUAAUUGUAUUGGUGGCAACGGUUAGUAGUUUGCAUCAAUUGAAAUUCAGUCAGCCGAGAGAAUUUCAAAAGAUCCACGACGAAACACAAUCAUAUUCAGUGUUCCAUGGUGUUUGCACUGGACAAACAGUACGAGAUGCCAAUACAUCACUAGUCUAUGUCAUUAAUCAAUUGUCUGCAUCGAAUCAACCCAUUCCACAUACGGCGUCUUGUGCCCUCAGCGAAAAUGGUCGUGAAGCAUAUUUUGCAUUGGCUUACCAAAGUAAUAUGAUACUGUAUACAAUGAACUGUCUAAACGGCCAGGUUGGUUUUGUCGAACUGAAAGAAAGCUACAGGAUUUUGACCAAUCUAACGGGAGCAUUCAGGGGCAAAAAUCCAGACAGUCAAUAUGUAACAUCAAUGGUCUUUGGAACGUGUAAAUUUGGAGCGAUUGACGACACCGUCUUCUUAUAUGGGUUGUAUCGCGACGAUCAUAUGAGAAUGUGGUCAGUGAAAACCGGGCAAUGUGUAUCAAUUGUAAAUUGUGUGCCAAAUGCACUGGAGACACGAACACGUGGAUCGCGAAAUAAUUUGCUGAGAAAGGCUGCUCCAGAUAUGCUUUGUGCAUUUUUGUGUAGCGCCAAAGGAUCAGAAUUUGUGACCAUUCGUGUGAGCAGCGAUGGAACAUCGAUUGUCUUGCAACAAAUCAGUGUCAUUCCGUCACCAGAAUUCGAUUUGAUUGAAUUCGAUGUGAAUUACAAGCGUAUUUGGGGUCUUUGGUGUAACUCACAAGGUGAGUACAAUGUGUCAAGCUACUCACUGGUGUCGAAUGGGGAUUACAGUUGGUCAUCGGCAGGGUUGGAAAUUUUGCCAGAACGAAAAAUCGAACCAGGUAGCGAUCCACGGCAAGCAUAUUGCUCUUAUAUUUUCUAUCCAGGACGUUUUCAACGCGAAGUCAUCGAUCGAGCCCUUGUCAUGUUCCGUCGAUCAAAUGUGCUAUCCGAUCCAAAUGUCCCACUCACAGCCCUGAAAGAUCGUGUUUGUUAUGCUGUCGAACAGGAAGUUCAAAAUGAGCUCAAAGAAUUCGAUGUCACUGAUGAUGUGUACAUCGAAACGAGUUUCAAAGCAUGGGAACGCUUCUAUUCAUGUUGUGAACAGUAUCACAUCAAAGCCACUCAACCAAUUGGUCUUGUGAAUUUAGAUUCAAUUGGUGCCGUAACGGUCAUUAAGAAAAAUGCAUUCUCAUUGCUUCGGCCGUGCGAACUUCUCGAGCACUUGAUGUUGCUCGGUGAAAAUGUUGAAUGCCUAACCGGUCUUGGUCUCGAUGAUGAAAACAUUACAGAAGAUCUAAUCAAGCUCAUCACCACAUUGUCCACAUUAGAGCAAAAUAUUUCCGAUGAGUCAAAGGCUGAAAUAGACACAAAACUUUACGAACUCAAUACACCAAAUGAACUUAUUUCACAAUUGCUUUCGGAUUACGAACAUAAUUUCAUCGACCCAGAGCUACGAGAUAGUAUCAAUUCGGAGAUGAAAUUUAUAUCACAAUUGCCAAACGCGAUGACAAUGUUGCUGAAAUUGUUGCAAAUGAACGACGCUGAAACGGAUGACAUGCAAACAUCAUUUCCAAAUAUUUUGCAUACAUCCCGUGGUCUUUUAUCCAUUGGACAUUUGUUCAGAAGUGACACUGGUAUCUCUUUAGUUUCGGAGUCAUUGCAUCAAAUCGCUGUUAUUCGUUACGCAUUGUGCCGAAAUCUGUUGAUUUUACAGCAAAUUCUGAUCGAUUCAAGUGACCUGCCCAUCGACACAUUGGAGUAUAUUCGGUCAGAUUGUAUGCCCGAAACGGUUGUAUUUGUGCAAGCCUACUAUGUAAUGGUCUGGAUUUGUGAAACAUCUGAAACACCACCAACAACUGGAAAUUUGGACGCAAGUAUUCAGAAACUGUCAACGCUGCAACUGUCAGACUGCCGUUACAAGAGCCGUCCAAAUCAUCCAACGACUCUAUUGGAACAAUUUUUGAGGGGAAAAGGUUUGGAGGCCGGCGUUUGGAUGCUAUUACAGGAUCAAUGUCGAGAUAUUAACGAUAUUCAAUGGAAAAAUACACUUUUACCACUGGCUACAAUCGUCGGUCAAUUAUUAUGGGCGGUUGAUGGUAAUUUUAUUUUCGGCGAAUGGUUGAUUGGAAGCUGUCAACACAUUUUAAUCCAAGAAUACGUCCGUUUGCUUAACAGCUGGUGCGAAUGGAAUAAAUAUUCACGUCAUUUUAUCGCUGCUGUUUCUCUGCUCGACGACGGAGAACCAUACAAAGCAUUCGAUUUGUUUAUGCAAUGCGCAAAAGGUGUUCAACAAGAAGCCUUCCUCGUCAAAGUCAUACUACAGUCGGCUGAAGAUUUGACCCAAAGUGAAUCUGUCACACAAUACUACUUGCGAGUUAUCCAAUUGUUCGAACAGUAUUCAUCUCAAGAUUGCGUUAUCUCGUUGGCAAAGGCUGCAAUCGACGAACUUGAUCCGAGCAGUCCACAGUUGGCCAUGUUCCAAUCGAUUGUAUUUGCAAAUCAUUUGAGUUUGGAGCACUACGAAGAAGCAUAUCAUUCAUUGAUUGCAAACACCGAACCAUCACGGCGUAAAGACUGUUUGCGUCAGUUGGUUGUUUGUUUAUUUGAAAAGCAGCGCUUGGAUUUGCUUAUGAAAUUCCCCUAUCUGGGUUUGCAAGAAGAGCUCGAAGCCAUCAUCGAAUCACGUGCACGCUCGAUGGCAAUCGAAAAUAAUAUCUACUAUGAUUUUCUGUACGCUUUCUACAUUUCGAAGUCAACAAUGCGAAAAGCGGCCUCGGUCAUGUAUGAACAGGCCUUAAGAUGUCAGUUGGAAACAAAAACACUUUCCGGUCUUGAGCAUCGGUAUGAAUGUUUAUUGGCAUGUGUGACGGCAUUAAGUUUGGCCGACGAAGACUAUCGUUGGAUUGCGCGGCCAGUUAUUAGCGACGAGAUUCCAGACGAACACGAUGAAAACGAUAUGGAAACCGAUGAAGUGGCAACAAAACAAAAAGUCGUUGUCUGCGAAUUGGCCGAAAUUCGAAAGGAACUUUUAUUAACCGAUGCCAUUAUUACACUUGCCAAACAUCGCAAAGAAUUGAGCACAAUAGUAAAUGCAACGCCCGAUGAUGUGAUUGCGGUUUUAUCAAAUGCCGGCUUAUACACCGAUGCCGUUAAAUUGGCGGUUAAAUUUGAAAAAUCAAUUGCAAACAUUCUGCAAGGUUUGGCAUUCGCGUGUGUUCGAGCCAACGACGAAAGUUCAAACGAUUCAUGGGCUUGGUUGCAAGAGAAUGAUUUGGCCGACAUUCCGCAGAAGAAUUCACCCAGUGAUAUGGCAUGGAAACUAUUGCAGCGACUCAUUCACGAUUAUGAAGAAGACGGGUUGACCACGUUACACAAAGCUGUUACAAAUAAAUUACUCGCACUGGGAGAAUUUCUACCACACUGGCUUUUCCUAUCGUAUCGCGAAAAAAACGCAUCCGAACUAUUGAAUUUGUAUGUCACACAUGGUCGACUGGUCGAAGCGACAAGUUUGGCUAAAGAAUACAUUGCCGCUAUGACAAAUACGGGCAGCGAAUAUUUUGGAUUGAAGAACUGCAUGCAAUCAACAUUACCGCCACUUUGUUUUCCAGUGAACACAAUCGAUUCAUUGUUACACAAUUUGAAAUUGAACAGUGAAGAAGAUGUUGAAUACGCACAAUGCCACAAUGAACUAUCGGACGUUGUUAAUAAUUACCUCAGCACGGCCGAACGAAUUUCAAUCGAUAAAAUCCAAUAUCUUGCAGCAAAUGCAACUCGCUAAUGUCUGCAUAUGAAUAGCAUCUAAGAUCAUUAAAAUACAUUAUUACUUAAGAUAAUUCGCUUGUUUUUCAUUCAAUUUUUGUAUUGCCAUCAAAUAAAUGAUAAAAAAAACAAGUUGUUUCGAAACUA